UUUCAGAAUUAUUAGCUAAGGGAGGACUUCUCUAACGACUGGGUCGUUUCCGCUUCAAGUUUGUUUAGAAAAUUACCAAGAACUUAAUUAGAGUUAGCAUUUAUAAUUAUUUUUGUUUAUACUAUUAUAAAAGCGCAAAUUGACGGGUGGUUGCCAAACCUAUGCCAGUACGUCAGUUACCUCGCUAGCUGAUCUAAAAAAGCCUGAAAUUGGAUUAACAUCAGCUGGAGCUAAACUAGCAAGCCAUCGGAGUAGCGCUUGUAUUUCAUUUAACGUUAGCUAGUUGCGGUAUCUAGUUUUCUCUCAGUUAUACCCCAUGGCAGGACUUUAUAAUUAGCCUGUGACAGUGGUUUGGGACCAUAGAAGAUAAAGACCUCCUUGAUAUACCCUUAGCAUGCAUUAAGAAAAACUUUAUAGCUUGUUUGUGCUGACGUGAUUUUAACCAUCCGGUAGGCUUGUAACGUUAAGAGUUUACGUUGGUAGCUGGCUAGCUCGUUUGCUAUCUUCCUAGCUUAAACAUGGAUAACUACAAUCAACGAUAUGAUACAUCUGGCCACAGUCGAGAAAAUAAAUUGCACCGCAAAAAAGGUUUCGUCACAGGAGUGGUAAUGGGAAGUUCUGGAAAUGAAGACGCCGAAAGGAAACCUAAAUUUCCAUUAAAGAUUAAAAAUCUCACGGAUGAUGUGCUGGACCGCUUUGCCAGCAUCCGCAUCCCAGGUAGCAAGAAGGAGCGUCCACACCUCUCCACCAUCAAGCACUCCGCGUCCGCUGACUGCACUUCUGCUGAGUUUGAGGAACUCUCCUCCAAAAUCACCUCUGAGAAGGAGAUCCUGGCCUUGUUUGAGAAGAUGAUGGAGGAUAUGAACCUGAACGAGGACAAGAAAGCCCCUCUGAGGGAGAAGGACUUGAACACCAAACGAGAGAUGGUCAUCCAGUACAUCAUGACUGCUGCCAAAACUGGCAGUCUGAGGAGCAGUCAUCAGAUUUCUCCCCAGGAGUUCCUGAGCGAGCUGAAAUCUGGAGCUGUAGACGAGCGCCUCUUUGCCUGCCUGGACUCUCUCAGGGUUUCCCUCACCAGCAACCCUGUCAGCUGGGUGCAGAGUUUUGGUCAUGAGGGACUCGGGUUGCUCCUGGACACGCUGGAGAGACUGCUCUUCAAGAAACACCAAGAGAAAGUGGACCGGAAGAGUCAACACAAAGUCAUCCAAUGUCUCAGAGCCUUCAUGAACAACAAGUAUGGUCUGGAGCGGAUCCUUGGGGAGGAGAAGAGUCUGGCUCUGUUGGCGCGAGCGAUGGACCCUAGCCAGCCAGCCAUGAUGACGGAUGUGGUCAAGCUGCUCUCUGCUAUCUGCAUAGUGGGAGAGGAGAACACUCUGGAGAAAGUUCUGGAAGCCAUCACCAGCGAGGGCGAGCGCCGUGACCUCAAUCGCUUCACCCCCAUAGUGCUGGGCCUGAAAGACCGCUCCGUGCCACUGCAGGUGGCGUGCAUGCAGCUGAUAAAUGCGCUGGUGACGUCUCCGGACGAGCUGGACUUCAGGCUGCACCUGCGGAAUGAGUUCAUGCGCUGCGGCCUUAAGGAGGUGUUGCCGCAUCUGAGUACAUUGAGGAAUGAGGCUCUGGACAUCCAGCUGAAGGUCUUUGAGGAACAUAAAGAGGAGGACAUGAUUGAGUUCUCCCACCGCCUCGAGGACAUCAAAAGCGAACUGGAUGAUGUGGGGGACGUGUAUAACAUCGUGCUGAGCGUGGUGCGGGAGACAGCUGCCGAGGGCCACUUCCUCUCCAUCCUGCAGCACCUCAUGCUCGUCAGGAACGACUACUUCGUCAGGCCUCAGUACUUUAAGAUCAUAGACGAGUGUGUGUCGCAGAUUGUUCUGCAUCGCAGUGGCACAGAUCCGGACUUCACUUACCGCAAACGUCUCGAUGUGGACUUCAACCACCUGAUAGAUGUAUGUGUGGAUAAAGCUCGGGCUGAUGAGUUUGAGCAGAGGGCGUCUGAACUGGCACAGAAGUUUGAUGAGGAGUUCAUUGGGCGUCAGGAAGCUGAGGCCCAGCUUCUGAAGAGAGAUGAGAGGAUCACAGAGCUGGAAGCCGAAGUGCAGGCCUACAGGUCUCAGUUUGGAGCAGUUGCCGUCACCUUACCCAGUGCGAUCUCCUCUACCUCAAUGGCACCUCCUCCUCCCCCGCCUCCUCCUCCUGGUCCCGGAGGAGUCGGGGCACCACCCCCUCCCCCGCCACCACCUCUGCCGUGCGGGAUGCCCGGGAUGAUGCCCCCUCCCUGCGGGAUGCCCCCGCCGCCGCCCCCCGGCGGACUCCUGUCGUCCCCCACGCACCACCAGCUGCCUUUCGGCCUGCGGGCCAAGAAGGAGUUCAAGCCUGAGACCUCCAUGAAACGCCUCAACUGGUCCAAGAUCCGGCCGCAGGAGAUGUCAGAGAGCUGCUUCUGGAUUGUGGCCAACGAGGGGCGCUACGAGAACCCUGACCUGCUCACCAGACUGGCCAACACCUUCAGCUCCAACCGACCUGAUCCUAAAGCUAAGAAAGAGGAAGGCAUGGAACAGAAGAAACCUUCCAUCAAGAAGAGAAUCAAGGAGCUGAAAGUGCUGGACCCAAAGAUCGCCCAGAACCUCUCCAUCUUUCUGGGUUCUUUCCGAAUGCCUUAUGAGGAAAUCAGAAGAAUAAUCCUGGAGGUUGAUGAGGAGCAGCUCUCUGAACCCAUGAUCCAGAACCUGGUGAAGCACCUCCCAGAGCAAGAGCAGCUGAACUCGCUGGCCCAGUACAAGAGCGAGUACACCAGCCUGUCUGAACCAGAGCAGUUCGGAGUGGUGAUGAGUAGUGUGAAGCGGCUGAAGCCCCGGCUGAACUCCAUGCUGUUUAAGCUGCAGUUCGAGGAGCAGGUGUGCAACCUGCGGCCGGACAUCCUGGCCGUGAACGCGGCGUGCGACGAGGUGCGCAAGAGCAAGAGCUUCAGCCGCCUGCUGGAGCUGGUGUUGCUGCUGGGCAACUACAUGAACGCAGGCUCCCGCAACGCCCAGACCUUUGGCUACGACCUCAGCUCCCUCUGCAAGCUGAAGGACACCAAAUCUGCGGAUCAAAAGUCUACUCUUCUCCACUUCCUUGCUGAAGUUUGUGAGGAGAGGUAUCCUGAGGUGCUGCGCUUUCUGGAUGACCUACAGCACGUGGACAGAGCAAGCAGAGUUUCGGCGGAGAACCUAGAGAAGAGCCUACGUCUGAUGGAGCGGCAGCUGGAGCAGCUAGACAGAGACCUGCAGACCUUCAGCUCCCCUCAAGACCAGCAGGACAUGUUCACCACCAAGAUGACCAGCUUCUCCCAGCAGGCACGGGAGCACUACCAGAAGCUGGUCAUCAUGCACAGCAACAUGGCCGCGCUCUACCAGAACAUGCUGCAGUACUUCGCCAUCGAACCCAAGAAGACGUCCAUCGAGGAGCUCUUCACCGACCUCAGCAACUUCAGGGCCAUGUUCGCGCAAGCGGUAAAGGAGAACGUGAAGCAGCGUGAGGCGGAGGAGAAGCAGCGGCGGGCGCGGGUGGCUAAGGAGAAGGCCGAGCGGGAGAAGCAGGAGAGGCAGCUCAAGAAGAAGAGACUGCUGGAGGUCAACACAGAGAACGAUGAGACGGGGGUGAUGGAUAGUCUGCUGGAGGCACUGCAGUCUGGCGCUGCCUUCCGAGACCGCAGGAAGAGAGCACCCCGGCCCAGAGAUGGACCCGUUCAGUCAUUCAGCCCCAGCGCUCAGGGACACAUUCUGAGGCCCAGUACCUACGAAAACAUAAGGCCUGCCCUGCAGAGGUCCCGUUCGCGGCAGAACAUGGUGCUGACCUCCUCCACCCGGCCCCCCGCCGCCCGGGAGCCCCAUCAGGAGGCCGAGCCCCGCCGAGCAGCCCAGCGUGCCGAGAGGGAGAAGGAGAGGGAGAGGGAGCGAGAGAGGGAGCGGGAGCGGGAGAGAGAGAGGGAGAGGGAGAGCGACGCCUCGCACUCAGCCCCUCUCGCCAAUGGAGGAGAGACAGACGUGGAGGCCCUGCUGGCUCGACUGAGGGCCCUGUGAGCAGGGGGGGGCUAGGGCUCAUCACCUUUGACCCCCCCUUGACCUCUAACCUCCUCAGUCCCCAAGCAGUGCUUCAGUUGUUCAGGCGUGUGUGUGUGUGUGUGUGUGUGUGUGUGUGUGUGUGUGUGUGUGUGUGUGUGUGUUUAGGGGGUGUCUUUCUGGUGGUCUUUCUCCUGUCUCCUUUUCUCAUGUGGUAACACCUCCCUAAACCGUCCAUGUCUUAGCCCUAGUGUGAGCUGUGAGACACAGGAGCAGUCCCAGUACUCAACCCCUAUUCUAAAGACAAUCCCAGAGGUUAACCACUGCCGGCUUCUUAGGCGGCACGUGUUCGCCGUACGAGAGGAAAAUUGAUCUCAUUCCAUAAAGCCUGUGUGUAAAUGCAACAUGAUGGCCCGUGCGUGUCAUAAACACACACUGGCGAUGAAGGGAAGGAUCUCGCACCUGAUAGACUAAUGGCGUCUCAGUCGUGUUUAUGAGAGUGCCUCCCCUAUUCAGCUUUUUAUGGUGAUGUGGAGGGCAGCGGGCUUACGGAAACAGGUCCCAGGAGAUGCUGUGCAUUGUCAUUCCAGCGUCAUUCCAAUGAUUGUAAAUGACUGGCCCUCUCAGUGCAUUCAGCAGUGCAGGUCAUAAACACACACACACACACACACACACACACACACACACACACACAAACACACACACAGGAUACACACAUGUGAGGAUCCUCGGUGAUGAAGGGAAUGUACACAAGCAGCGCUGAAAUAUAUGUCAUCUGUUUGGCCAUCCACUCCUGCCUAUUCAAGCAGUCCAGCAUGGAGAGUCUUAGUGAGGGCGGUGGGGGUCCACACUCUAGUGUGCAUUCUGUGGCACAGUAACAAAGCACUUCUAAUCCCAACCUCUAAACACACUUAAGAUCUUCCCUUUCAGUAUAUAAAGAGAUAUAUGCCUAAUCAUACAUUAAGAGUGUUUUUGUAUAACCAAAAGAAAAAGUAUUUUUCCUUUCUAUAUUUAAAGAAAAUUCUAUGCAAUGCUUCUUAAACCUUUCACAUCUUUCAGAUCUUUUUUUUAUUAAUUGUCUUAUCUUAUAUCUAAAUAUGACUAUAUGCAAAUAAAACGUAACAUUUAUGCAGAGAAAAAUUCAAUGUUUUCUAUCUCCUGUCUGUUUCAGGCACUCCUUCUCCUAUUCAUAUAUAUGUUUGUAUUUUCUCUAUAAUGAUAUUUAGAUCUGCUUGUCGUUGAAAUGUCAUCUUGCUUUGGUUUUGAUAUGUUCCUUGCUCUAUGUGUUAGUGUGCGUGUGUGCGUGUGUGUGUGUGUGUGUGAGGGUAAUUUGUGUGUGUGCUCAUAUGUAUGUGUGCAUUGGACUGUUAAAUGCAAUUUUUAUGGGAUCCCUGCAUGUCUUAGCCGUGAUCAUGUCAAAGUUUACAGACGUGGGCACACUCCCAACAUAGUGCAAGAAAAAAAAAUCAUGUCCAAUUGCUACAUCUGAAUGUAAUUUCACUGUUUCUGUACUUCUAUACUGUAUUUCUUGGCCCUAAUUAAAAUGUUCCUCUUUCGUACUCUUAAAAA
Clupea harengus (Atlantic herring) is the source of this 5609-nucleotide messenger RNA. RefSeq names its product protein diaphanous homolog 3 (gene diaph3). Gene Ontology annotation, cellular component: actin filament. Gene Ontology annotation, molecular function: actin binding; small GTPase binding. Bases 519 to 4061 code for a protein of 1180 amino acids. The transcript is spliced from 29 exons. Lineage: Eukaryota; Metazoa; Chordata; Actinopteri; Clupeiformes; Clupeidae. Gene Ontology annotation, biological process: actin cytoskeleton organization; actin filament polymerization. The record is from RefSeq and is a predicted model, not a curated record.